AUGCUUAUUGGUGGGGAUGUGAGGGUGAGAGGAGUAGAGGCAUUAGAUGGAAAUGUUGGGAGUCUCUUUGUGUUCCUAAGAAAUGGGGUGGCAUGGAGGUUUAUUCAAUAUCCUAACUCCCUUGUUGCUAAGGUCUUUAAGGCUCGUUAUUACCCAAGAGGAUCCUUUCUUGAUGCCACAUUAGGAAGUAAUCCGUCUUUUAUCUGGCCAAGUGUUCUUGAAUCUCAACUCAUUGUAAAGGGUGGGAUUAGAUGGAGGGUGGGAAAUGGAGCAUCUAUUUCUGUUUGGAAGGAUCCAUGGUUACCUAAUCAUUCUUCUCCUUUUGUUCUUUCUCCAGUGAUUGAGCAGCUUAAUGAUAUCAAAGUGGAAUCACUCAUGAAUGUGCAGAAGACUGAUUGGGAGGUUGACAUUCUCAAAGACUUAUUUAUGGAGACUGAUGUGGAUCAUAUCUUGAAGAUUCCCAUAGCUGAGACACUGACUGAAGAUAAAAUUGUCUGGAUGGGCGAUGCGAAAGGGAAGUUUACUGUCAGAAGUUGCUAUAACAUGCUUCAACCAGACUAUCUUGUGACUGAUGCUCCUGCUUGGACCAAAAUGUGGAACUUUCGAUUACCACCAAAGUUAUGCAACAAUGGGGAAGAGUCCAGCUUUCAUCUGUUUGUGAAAUGUGAUCUAGCUAAGCAAUGUUGGGAUUUGAUUGGUGGCAUCAAUUUGGGGAGCAGUAAUUACCUUCAUGAAUGGGUCAAUGCUAUGUUUGUUUCCUUCGACGAGGCGAUGCUCUGUAAAAUCAUCAUAAUCUGUUGGAGCAUUUGGGAAGCUCGAAAUGAUAAAGUCUGGAAUCACAAAGCCACCACUGCCAAUAUGGUGGUUGACCAGGCAACUAUUUUUCUUCAGGAAUGGAUAAGAAUCAAAUAUGAUGGCCAUGUCUCUAAUCACUCCCCUACCCAGAGUAUUCCCUGGUCUAAACCUCCCCAUGGUUGGUUAAAAAUUAACGUUGAUGCCUGGAUCCGGGUAAUCGAAGGAUGGGCCUUGGUUUCGUGAUUAGAGAUUCCGAUGGAGUGUUCAUUGCUGCCAAGCUUGUGCCAUGGACGGGUCUAUUUGAGCCUGGAGAGGCAGAAAGCUCUCAAAUGGACCAAGCAUCUUAAUCUAGAUAGGAUUCAAGUUGAGUCAGACUGUGCUCAGGUGAUCAAAGCUGUUGAAGACUGUUCCCUCAUCUCUUCCUUUGAUCUACUGGUUAAUGAUAUUAAGGAGUUAGCUAAAGGUUUUUCUGAUCUAUGCUUCUGUUUUGUUAAAUGAUCUGCGAAUGGUGUAGCCCAUGAGCUUGCUAAGGCUGAUUGUAUGGAUUGUUUUUCGU
This is a messenger RNA of Ipomoea triloba (trilobed morning glory), 1351 nucleotides long. RefSeq lists its product as uncharacterized. The record is from RefSeq and is a predicted model, not a curated record. The transcript is spliced from 2 exons. NCBI's taxonomy places the organism in Eukaryota, Viridiplantae, Streptophyta, Magnoliopsida, Solanales, Convolvulaceae. The coding region runs from base 1 to 1038 and encodes 345 amino acids.